GGCCUCUACCCCAAAGCUCGUUGCUUCUCGGCUUGUGUAAGAUGUUGAGCGGAGCCUCGACACUUACUGGCAACUCAUUUAAUUUCCCAAAUUCCACCGACAGAGCUUGGAGUUGCAAUUACAUGGGCAUGAGAGGGAUCAUGAACAAGAAGGUAGAGAACGACGAGAGAUGUGGAGAGAAGGCCAGUCCAUAUGUACAAAUGGUGCCGAGUAAGCGGCACCAGAGGGUGAUCCUCCGAAUGUUUGCCAUCUUCAAGAAGAAUCCCGGCAUGAAACUUCUCGGUGUUGAGGUCGGGAAGAGCAAUGGGUGCUCGACAGAAGAUGAAGGUGAAGACCGUGUGCUAGAAAGUGAGCAACCCUUUCAAAGAAGAAGAAGAACGAAACGAAGAAGAUGACAGCAACGACAAUGACGACAUCCUUACAUAUGAAGAGGAGGAAUGUGAAGAAGUAGAGCUGUGCAAGAGGAGAAUUCUGAUGGGAAGGAGGUGCAAGCGACUGUACGGUUCUAGUACUAUCCAGUACGACAAUGAUGGCAUUUUGUUGCCAGAGUCGCUUCCAUGACUGGAGAUAUUUACCCUUUUUUCCAACUUGCCAUAUUCAAUUGCUUGUAAAUGUAUAGUCAGAAAACAUGUUGCCAUGAGCAGUA
Molecule: messenger RNA, 646 nt
Organism: Eucalyptus grandis
Lineage: Eukaryota; Viridiplantae; Streptophyta; Magnoliopsida; Myrtales; Myrtaceae
Exons: 2
Coding region: 42-395 (117 amino acids)
Source: RefSeq, a predicted model, not a curated record